AUGGCUUUCCCAAAUGGGAAAAGGAUUCUAUUGGGGGAUUUUAAUACCCCAUUAUCUAGUAUGGAAAAGGCUGAUGGGAUGCCUGUUUUGGAAGAAAGUAGGGAGGACUUGGUGGAUAUGAUUAACUCUCUGUGUUUGUUAGACCUUAAUCUCCUUGGAGCUAAAUUCACUUCUUCCAACAGAAGAAGUGGGGGGGGCCUCAUCCAAGUCAGACUGGACAGAGGUAUUAUUUCUCUUGAGUGGAUUCAUAAUGCUUCUUGUAGAUUAAAUGUGUUUUCCAAAAUUGGGUCUAAUCAUUUCCCGAUUUUUCUGAGUAUAUCCGCUUUGACUGGGAGGAAGGCCUUCCCCUUAAGGUUUGAGAAGAUGUGGCUUUUAGCUGUAGAUAUUUACGACAAUAUUUCUAAAUGGUGGAAUGUUGGCAUUCAGGGAACUGCAAUGUUUAGAGUGGCUAAUAAACUAGCCAAUAUUAUUUCCAAUAUCCAACUCUGGAAUAAAGUUUCCUUCAGCAAUAUUUUUCAAAUAAAAGAAAACCUUAAGAAAGAUUUGGAUGAUGUACAGUCUCAGAUUCAAGAUGUGGGGUAUGAUCUUGUGGUUAUUGAUAAAGAAGUUGAGUUACUUACCAAGAUUCAUGAUAUCAUCUCUAAGGAGGAGGAAUUCUAG
Messenger RNA from Cryptomeria japonica (Japanese cedar), 660 nucleotides. RefSeq lists its product as uncharacterized. Lineage: Eukaryota; Viridiplantae; Streptophyta; Pinopsida; Cupressales; Cupressaceae. The record is from RefSeq and is a predicted model, not a curated record. The transcript has a single exon. Bases 1 to 660 code for a protein of 219 amino acids.